Biomphalaria glabrata is the source of this 3461-nucleotide messenger RNA. RefSeq lists its product as uncharacterized. Bases 118 to 939 code for a protein of 273 amino acids. Gene Ontology annotation, molecular function: protein binding. The transcript has 2 exons. The record is from RefSeq and is a predicted model, not a curated record. Gene Ontology annotation, cellular component: plasma membrane. NCBI's taxonomy places the organism in Eukaryota, Metazoa, Mollusca, Gastropoda, Planorbidae.
UCAGUUAAAAAAACAAACAAAUUUCUUUAAAAAUAAAGUGGCUACAGUGUAAAAUAAAUUCAAAUUGAAAUCGAAAGCAGUUUUUUUUUAAUAAGACAGUUAGGUAACUAGGUAACCAUGACUACCUUUCAAUAUAUCAUUUUUUUCUUUUUUGUUUUUGUUCUAUCGAUGACGCCACUUCCCGUGUCCCAGGCAAAAUGCAUAGCCGGCCAAUAUCUCUCGACUAAAAGUAAAUGUCUAAAAUGUCGAAAAGGAACUUUUAGGGAUGCUGACAAUCAUUCUAAUCUACCAUGUCAUCUGUGUACGCCAUGUAACACAAUAAAUAUGUACGAAGCAGUGAAAUGCCACCAUACCAGCGAUACAAUAUGCUGCCCUGGGCCUGCAAUGAUAGUAGAGAAAAAUAAUGGCGUCAAUGAUUGUAGUCAACCAUCGACAAAUAGAAGCUACUGUUGUGUAGAAAAAACAAAAACAGCUACUAAAUAUCUUGUGUCCGGACCACUAUCUAAAGAUGAAAUGUUAAAGUUGAUAUCUACAUCUCCGGAAAAUUUUGUUUGUCAGAGAGGAACAUACCUCCAAAAGGACCAAGCAAAAUCAAUCUUGUCUUGUCUGCCUUGCCCUCUCGGAACAUUCAUGUCUCAUGACAACCACAAAUUCACCUCCUGCCAACCAUGCACGCAACCUGAAAGAUUCAAUCACGAGGUUAUGGUCAAGAAAUGUACCUCAACACACGACACUGUCAUCGGUUGCAGUGAACACUAUUACCGAGUAGAGCGUAAGUUCCGGGACUUUAACGAAGGAGAGUGCCAGAGGUGCACAGACUGCACUGCCCAUGGUCUGUACGUGGCGCAAGCCUGUGACGACCAGACGGACACCGUGUGCUGUCCAAAACUUGGGAUGACGAUACAGAUAGACCAGCAUGGAAAAUAUCAGUGUAAAUAGAGAACAUGUCAGUGUAAAUAAAGAACAUGUCAGUGUAAAUAGAUGCGUAUUGUAGAACAAGUGUGAACUGCGAUUUCUCUUUUAAAUUCUGAUUUCUUAAGUAGUCUGGUUAAAGAAUAGUUAGCAGAUUUCUAAAAUAUAUGCCUUACCUAACCACAAUUUUCAAGAUUAUAAUUGCCAACAGCAUCUUUUGAAAAUGAGAAUAGAAGUUUUAUUAAACAUCCAAAUCAGAUGGGAAUAAGCCACUAUCCAAAGUACAAAACCUUGUUUAACAAAGAAUCCCAAAUGUCAACUGCACUUAAGAUAUUGAAUAAACUCCUGUAUUGAUUAACCUCAGAAAACAUUCGACUUCUCGGCGGGCCGGAUUGAACCACGUCGCGGGCCGGAUAUAGCCAGCGGGCCGUAUUUUGGGCAUCACUGGUCUACAGAAAGGUAAUUGGAGGCCUUAGGUAAUUGGAGGCCCUAGGCACAAUGAAUUUGAUUGCCCCAAAUGAAUUAACUAAAUAUAAAUAAGCAUCGCAAAAAUAAAAUUAUGUGAUUCAUCUAAAACAGCAAUGCUCUUUUGUCUAACAUAAGCAGUAUAACAAUUAGAUUCCAACAUUGUCCAUAAACCCUAGGUCAUAGUUGAGGCUUAGAGCUAGGCUAGUAGACAUAAAUAUUUAUACUAAACGAGGCUCCAUACUAUUUGGAGUGCAUAGGCGGCUACCUAAUUUGUCAAUGCCUAAGGCCGGCCCUGCGUCAGACAUUAUCUUCUCGAUUGAAGUAAUGUCUGUAAUGUAUAAGGAAUCUUUAUAGAUCAAAUAAAAAAUUCGAAAUUUCUCUAGAUUAUUAUAACACGUAGUGUAUAUACUUUGCAAGUAAGUAAUGACUAUUUAUUUAAAGUACUUCCAUAAUGUAAGUAUGACUAACUUUGUAUAGUUUUUUUUUUCUUAGACCAUGUCUCGAAUGUGGACAUUUGCUAAAUAGGAAUACUUGUUUGGCAGGUGGGUGGAAGGUACGGAGGGGUGAAUACUUAUUUUAACUAAGAUAUUUUGUUUUAAGAUCUGACUCGAGCUGGCCUGUUCUUGCUGAACGCAUAAAGGCAGCACGAUAAUCUCGGCCCUCUGCCUACAAGCCCAUUAAAGACAUUAGGUAAAAGAUAUUACAACAGAGGCCUAGUGUUGUAGACGGUCGUUGACUUGUAGCACCAAACUUAUGGUAAGCAAUAGAAUCGCUUUAAGCGUAUUAUAUUUUAAAUCAUAAAACCUGAAUUAACUUGAGUUAAUUCUUUGCGAACAAGACUAAAUCGAACUUUUAUUACAGUAUACGCAAAGUCAGCUUGAGAUAAAAUGAAAUAAUUGUAGAAGAUUUUAGUAACUCUUCCAGCCCUGAGUCCCUGAAACACCAGGUAACUUCUACAGCCGGUUAAUCUUCAAUUUAAGAUUGUCAUAAUUUGAUCACGUUGCCACUUAAGAAUUGUUUUUUAACGUUAUUGGAUAGCGUACUGUAAUUUUGAUAAAUUAUUGCAAUCUCAAAUGCUUUUCAAUCAAUUAAAUUUUGAUCACGUCUUUUGAUAUAUACUGUUUUGUCUGUUUGUACAGGUCUCUAAGUAUGUAAAAAGUUGAUUCGAGAAAUUCUGGAGAUGAAUAUUUAUAGUAAAAUGAUUUUUUGUUCCGAAUGAGAUCAUAUGUCAAGGUCACGUGCUGGUGACCUAAUUUCGCAACCUUUUCUUUAAAAAAAUUGUCUGCUGAUAUGGCAGGUCUGCAGCUAUAUCGUCCUCUGAAUGGCAACUACAGUUUGCUUAGGGAUCAUUAUUAUUAGUAGUAGUAGUAUUACUAUUAUUAUUAUUAUUCUUUUUGCAACAUUACUAUUAGUAUUUUUUGAAAUAUUGUUAUUACAAUUAAUAUAACUACUAUUACAAUUAUUUUUACUUUUAUUAUUAAUGUACUUGGCCAUGCUACUUGACCUACCUCAAUAAGCUCUGGUCCAACCCUCAAUAAGCUCUGGUCCAACCCUCAAUAAGCUCUGGUACAACCCUCAAUAAGCUCUGGUCCAACCCUCAAUAAGCUCUGGUCCAACCCUCAAUAAGCUCUGGUCCAACCCUCAAUAAGCUCUGGUCCAACCCUCAAUAAGCUCUGGUCCAACCCUCAAUAAGCUCUGGUCCAACCCUCAAUAAGCUCUGGUCCAACCUUCAAUAAUUUCUGGUCCAACCUUCAAUAAGCUUUGGUCCAACCUUCAAUAAGCUCUGGUCCAACCCUCAAUAAGCUCUGGUCCAACCUUCAAUAAACUCUGGUCCAACCUUCAGUAAGCUUUGGUCCAACCUUCAAUAAGCUCUGGUCCAACCCUCUUUAGCCAGGGCGAAUCUAGGUAAAUAGGUUCGUUUUUUUUUUUUUUUUUUUUUUUUUUUUACGAGUGUUAUAUUAUCUCACUGCUAUUUGACACCUUUGUUCUCCGACUUACCGUUCUUGGAUCAUGUAAUAAUUUUACAUAUAUAUUUAUUGCCAAUAACAACGCACGAAUCAAUAAAAAAAUUAAACAAUUCA